Molecule: messenger RNA, 3054 nt
Organism: Lactuca virosa
Lineage: Eukaryota; Viridiplantae; Streptophyta; Magnoliopsida; Asterales; Asteraceae
Source: the annotation of a GenBank genome assembly
AUCCUAUCAUCUGUUUUUGCUUUCUCUAUCCCUCGCUCACCUCUCCCAACACCACAAGCUUUUCCUCUCACCGACGUGGCACUUCGCCGUUCGCUCCUCCGCCGAUCACUCCUCCUUAUCCCCAUUCCUCCCUCUCCCUCUGCUGCUUUGUCAAACCACCGGUCACCGGCGAAACAUUAUUCUUUACACAUAUAUAUGAUCAAUGACCAUUUCUCAACCUCACGCUCUCCCUAGUGUUUGUUGCCCCCGUUCUGUUUCCCUAACGAAAUAUCUGAAUCCAUGGAUUUCAUGUAAACAUUCCACAUGUUUAUUUCACAAGAAGGUAGCAUCUGUGGACUACUUACUAUCCACUAAGGUUUAUUCAAGGAAGAGAUACCAGAUAAACCUAUGUUUAUUAGAAGAUGGAACUCUUGGUCUUAGUUCCAGAUCAUUAAACCCCCAAUUAUCCUAUUUCACCCAUUACAAAUCAAGAAGAACAAGACAAUUUUUCCCAUUUGCUUCUGCUGAUGAUGGUGUAACAGUUAAUGGAGCAAGUACUAGUGGUGAUGUUGAGGAAAUGAGGGUUAAACUUGACCAGUCAUUGCAAAAUGAAGAAUAUAAUAGUGCACUUAUUCAAUCAUUGCAUGAUGCGGCAAGGGUAUAUGAAUUAGCCAUUAAAGAUCAGAUCUCUGCAUCCAAAUCAUCAUGGUUUUCAACAGCUUGGCUUGGUAUAGACCAAAAUGCUUGGGUGAAAGCCUUAUCUUAUCAGGCCUCAGUGUAUUCGUUACUUUUAGCAGCAUGUGAGAUUUCAUCUCGUGGUGAUAGAAGAGAUCGUGAUAUCAAUGUUUUUGUUCAGAGGAGUCUCUCAAGAUAUUAUGCUCCUUUAGAAAGUGUAAUACGCGAUGCACUCUCAGACAAACAACCAGAACUUUAUGAAUGGUUUUUAUCCCAACAAAUGCCAUCUGUCGUUUCCAGUUUUGUCAAUUAUUUUGAAAAAGACCAAAGAUUUUCAGCUGCUACAGGCGUGGUAAGAAAAGGAACAUCUGUAACUUCAGGGGAUGCAAGUGACAGGUCUUUGCUUCUUUUUGCAUUGAGUUGCAUAGCAGCAAUAACAAAACUCGGCCCCACAAAAGUUUCUUGCACACAGUUUUACUCUAUUCUCCCUGAGAUAACUGGUAGACUGAUGGAUAUGUUGGUUGAGUUUGUUCCUAUACACAAAGCUUAUGGCUCUAUAAAAGAGAUUGGAUUAAAAAGAGAGUUUUUAGUCCAUUUUGGACCUCGAGCUGCAGCUUGUAGAGUGAAAGAUGAUCAAGGAACUGAAGAAGUUUUAUUUUGGGUAAGUCUUGUACAGAGGCAUCUACAACGCGCUAUUGAUAGAGAGAGAAUAUGGUCAAGAUUGACCACAUGUGAAAGUAUUGAGGUGUUGGAUAAGGAUUUGGCUAUUUUUGGAUUCUUCAUUGCUUUAGGAAGGAGGACUCAGUUGUACUUAUCUGCAAAUAACUUUGAAGCAGCUCCGAAACCAAUUGAAGGAUUGAUCAGGUAUCUUAUUGGUGGAAGUGUGCUAUAUUAUCCUCAGCUUUCAUCAAUAAGCUCUUAUCAACUGUAUGUGGAGGUUGUAUGUGAAGAAUUGGAUUGGCUUCCAUUUUAUCCAGGUGACAUUGACACUCAAAAAGGCUCACAUGGCCAUAAAACUAAACAAGGUCCUCCAAAUGAGGAAGCUAUCCCUGUUGUUUUAGAUGUUUGUUCACACUGGAUUCAGAGUUUUAUUAAAUAUAGUAAAUGGCUUGAGAACCCUUCUAAUGUCAAAGCUGCAAGGUUUCUUUCUAGAGGGCACAACAUUUUACAAGACUCUAUGGAAGAACUAGGCAUACCUAAGAAGCGUAUGAUCGAAAGCAGCACGAAUAAUACUUUUGAGAUCACACGUUCAGGAGGUUAUUCUCCAUUGAAAAAACAACUAGAUUCCUUCGACAAGGCAUUAGAGAGUGUUGAUGAUGCCCUUAUAAAGCUUGAGGGGCUGCUUCAAGAGUUACACGUAUCCAGCUCCAGUUCUGGAAAGGAGCAUCUAAAAGCUGCUUGUUCUGAUCUUGAAAAGAUUAGGAAACUUAAAAAAGAGGCUGAAUUUCUUGAGGCGUCAUUUAGAGCAAAAGCAGAUUCCCUUCAGCAGGGAAAUGAUGAUGGUCGUGCUGAGAGGCAAUCUGGUUCUAAUGUAGACCUGGAUAUGUCCAGCAGUAAACCUGAUGUCUUAUGGAGCUUGCUGCUACGUCGUCCAACCCCAACCACAGAAACUUCCUACAAAAAUGAUGAUGAUGAUGAUGACACAAGUCUACUUGAAUCAAAUGAAAUCCAACGUUUCGAAUUAUUAAGAAACGAACUCAUGGAACUCGAAAUGCGAGUUGAAAGAAGCACUAAACGCUCUGAAAACGAAGAGGAGGAUCUUAAAAUGACUAAUUAUCCUAAAGAUCCUGAAGGGGUUCAACUAGUGAAAGCACAGGAGAAAGAGAAUAUAAUCGGAAGGUCCAUAAACAAGUUGAAAGGAAGCACCACAGAUGUAUUGCAGGGUACCCAACUUUUAGCCAUUGAUGUUGCUGCAGCUACAGGGUUGCUUAGAAGGGUGCUUAUAGGAGAUGAAUUAACUGAUAAAGAGAAACAAGCUCUUAGAAGAACUUUGACUGAUUUAGCAGCUGUAAUUCCAAUUGGCUUUCUCAUGCUACUACCUGUGACUGCAGUUGGGCAUGCAGCAAUGUUGGCUGCUAUUCAAAGAUACGUACCAUCGAUGAUUCCAUCGACGUAUGGACAAGAUAGGCUGGAUCUUUUAAGGCAGCUUGAGAAGGUGAAGGAAAUGGAAACAAUGGAGGGGAACCCUACAGAAGAGAAAUUAUAGAAAAAAGUUCUAACAAAUCAUAUACACGUGAUUAAAUUCAAAAAGGAAGAGUUAAGUUUUUAUAGCUUUAGUUUCAUGAGUUGUACUUCAUGCAAUGAAGGUUGUAUGCUCCACUUCCUGUGCUUUUAAAAAAGAACAAGUUUGAAAAUAUGCUUUAGAAAGGUUCUCUAUUAUAUCAAUGUUUUAUUGGUCUG